UCAAACACUGCAUGUCAGAAUCUUUUUCAUCAAGUUAAUGAAAAGCUUCAAGAAAACAAAGUAGGAGACUAGAGAGAAACCAGAACAAAGAAGACUAGCAGUCAAAGCAGGAUGAGGCCUGAUCAUAAGGAUGGAGGCCAAAAUCAAAAGCAAGAACAAGACUUUUAUCUGGGCUGUCUAACCAAGAAACAGUUGAUAAUGUUAUCAACUGCUGUUGGACUUCUUAUCCUGGGCAUCAUUAUUGUCCCUGCUGUGAUUCUCACCAGACCAGGAACCAAAGUUCCAGUUCCACUGUUUCCAACUGGUGGAGACAUGCUGGACUUCCUGGUUCAGUCAGGUGAAAUCAGUGAACAAGAUGGUCUCUUGGCAACCUGGUUCCACCGAGCCAACAGCAAGGAGCAAAUGAACAUGGCUCUGGCAUCUGAUGCAAUGAUCCUAGAGGCAGACGUUACUCUGGAGGGUUAUGGAACUCCCAAUCAGAAACUAGUACCGAUCAUGGCUCACCCUCCUGAUGUCCAUAGUGACAACACCCUGGACCAGUGGCUGGAUGCUGUAUUGGACUCUCGAAAAGGCAUAAAACUUGACUUCAAGGCUCUGGACUCUGUGGGUGUCUCUCUGGACCUGCUCAAGCAAAAGAACAGCAGCAGAGGAAUAAACAGGCCUGUGUGGCUCAAUGCAGACAUCCUUCUAGGUCCCAAUGUACCAAACUUUGUGUCUCCAGUCAAUGGAACCAGAUUUCUUCAGUUGAUUCAGAAGACAUUGCCAGAUGUGACUUUGUCUCCUGGAUGGAAGGUUCUCUAUAUUCCUCAUAUUACUAUGGAAACGUAUUCUAGAGACAUGGUGGAACACAUGUAUCAUCUGAUCAAAGAUGUCCCUCAGAAGGUGACAUUCCCAGUUCAUGCUCUGCUGGUCCACAGAGGAUGGCAGCACAUCAGCUGGCUCCUCAGCCAGUCACCAAGGUUCAGCUUGACUCUGUGGCAGGGUUCAGAUCAUCCAACCGUCAGUGACCUGCUGUUUGUCCGGGACAACACCCAACCUGCACAAGUCUACUACGAUAUCUAUGAACCUACGCUGACUGCGUUUAAAGAGGCCGCAAGAAACCACAGUGGCGUUCGCAGGUUUUAUCCUGGAGGAAAUCUGAUGGAUUUUCUUCAUCCAGUUCACAACUGGAAUAGUGACUUCUUCACUGAUGUCACCCAGCACAGCAGUCUGGGAGUGCGCUGGUUUUCAGUCGCUGAUGAGGCCUUCCUGCUGGCACGGCUCUCAGAUGAGGAUGGUGGGAUGCUGGUUCUUCAUGUAAUUUCUGACAGAAAUCAACCUGGAGUUCCUGUGCUGGGAGACUCUGGGACCAGCUCUGAGCCCUUCACACUUCAGCGGGUCUUUGAACUGCUUGGGCAGAGGACUGAUGCACCCUGGGGGGUUUAUCUUCGGGUUCAUGGUCAUCAGCUUCUGGAAGCUUCCCUCAAACUGCUGCAGGCCGCCUACUGUGCCGAGGAACUCUACAGGCCCAUCUGGAUCAGCAUGGAGAGUUCCCAAAGCAGCUACAGCACAAAUGAUUUUGUGUCCACAGUGGAGGAGUUGUUUCCGUAUGUCACUGUGGUCCUAACUGAGCAGAACUGGCCUCCUCUGAUCCCAGCAACACUGACAGGCCUGUCCCAAAGGCUGGCUGUACACCUAACCUCAGCAUCACUGCUCAAAGAACCACAGGAACCUCCCUCCCUGAAGGAGAGGAACCAGUGUGACUUUCUAGUGGAGAUGGACAUGGAGGACACUGGAGAAACUUUUAGAAUUAUGAAGAAGCUCAUGGCCCAACAGGGAGGAAAAUCAAAUUUCUACAUGAUGACUGGCAAAUAAAAGAAACUAUUUGACACAAACAUGAGGUUGGACUUCCUCAUCUAGCUUGUUGAUGGAGAUUAUCUUUACUGUCAGUGAGGAGCUUUUGGCUUUAUUUCUUUUCUCAAACCAUCACACCUUGAUUUUAAUAAAGUUAAGUGAAUAAAGCCUGGUUAGUUCUCAAAGUAUGUAUUCUGUUUGCAUUAUGUAUCAUGAAGGAAAACAAUGCUAAGGUUAAAAAUGAAGGUCCUCAUACUGUUGAAACUUUAUAUUUACAGUUACAGUCUUUCAAUGAGACUUUAUUUGAUUGACCAACUCAAAAUGGCAUAAUGAAAAGAAAAUAAAGCUCUGAAUAA
This is a messenger RNA of Poeciliopsis prolifica (blackstripe livebearer), 2189 nucleotides long. RefSeq names its product family with sequence similarity 151 member A (gene fam151a). NCBI's taxonomy places the organism in Eukaryota, Metazoa, Chordata, Actinopteri, Cyprinodontiformes, Poeciliidae. The transcript is spliced from 13 exons. The coding region runs from base 112 to 1854 and encodes 580 amino acids. The record is from RefSeq and is a predicted model, not a curated record.